AUUUCCGGGCCUGGACUUGAGAGCAAAGAAAACUACAAAUCCCAGCACAUCUCGCGGCUUUGGAGCCCCGCUCCUGGCGAACUACAGCUCCCGGUAGGCAUCGCGGCAGCACUUACCGUGUGUGGCCGGGAUGCGGUGGUGAAAGUAGUUACCAUGGAGUUACGCUGAGUAACCCUGAGGUAGUGGGACGCCGAGGCUGGAGGGAAAGCAACUGCGGGGGUAUUUCCAUUUUAACAGGGAACAAUCCCUGAACCCAAAGGAAUGAAUCCCUAAUGGUGGAGUUUCAGGCAUUGGUGACAGGCUGCACCCGGACUCCCAGGGCCAAUGCUUACACCUGACAAAUGAUGGCCUGAGCUAUGAGCAAACAGAACUAUAUGAACACUUCGGUGCAAGAGCCCCCUCUUGACUACUCCUUCCGAAGCAUCCACGUGAUCCAAGACCUGACGAGCGAGGAGCCACGGACAGGGCUACGACCGCUAAGGCACUCAAAGUCAGGGAAGUCACUGACCCAGGCCCUGUGGCUGAACAACAAUGUCCUCAAUGACCUGAGAGACUUCAGCCAUGUGGUUUCACUGCUGCUGGAGCAUCCAGAGAACCUGGCCUGGAUCGACCUGUCCUUCAACGACCUGACUUCCAUUGACCCUGUCCUGACAACUUUCUUCAACCUCAGUGUACUCUAUCUCCAUGGCAACAGCAUCCAGCGCCUGGGAGAGGUCAACAAGCUGGCUGUCCUCCCACGGCUCCGGAGCUUGACACUCCAUGGGAACCCCAUAGAGGAAGAGAAGGGGUAUAGGCAAUAUGUGCUGUGCACCCUGCCACGUAUCACCACAUUCGACUUCAGUGGAGUCACCAAAGCAGACCGUGCCACAGCUGAAGUGUGGAAACGCAUGAACAUCAAGCCCAAGAAGGUCCGGAUCAAGCAGAAUGCACUCUGAGGUUCCCAGGGCACCGGCAGUCCUAAAGGCCAGAGGAUGUUUGGUUUAACAAUAAACGAUUUGAGCAGUUGA
Ailuropoda melanoleuca (giant panda) is the source of this 1007-nucleotide messenger RNA. It is a transcript of the gene LRRC51, whose product is annotated as leucine rich repeat containing 51. The transcript has 6 exons. Gene Ontology annotation, molecular function: protein binding. The record is from RefSeq and is a predicted model, not a curated record. NCBI's taxonomy places the organism in Eukaryota, Metazoa, Chordata, Mammalia, Carnivora, Ursidae. The coding region runs from base 357 to 935 and encodes 192 amino acids.